CCGGUCGACUCCAACAUUAGCAAAUCAUACUAUUCGCCAAUCAACCAGAGAAGAAGAAGAAAAGACGGAGUUGUCAUAGAAAAAUAGCAUAUAACUUUGUUUCAAAAUGACAGACUACAUCGAAGUUGGCCUUAGCUGGCUGCUAUCAUCCUCCAAAGCCCACGAUGCUAAAGGCUUCAUCAAGCUCCCUGUGUUUGCUGGACACCCUCAAGCAACUUUUACGGUGACUUCGCCGGACUGCGGUGCUGAGGGAUCUACCAUGGGCCCAGAGUACAUGUUUGGCGGCGAGGGCAAGUUCCCCGAACUGGACUGGAGCGAUGCAGUGGCAUCAGUGCCCGAGGUGAAGGAAUGGCUGCUCGUGUCGGAAGAUCCAGAUGCGCCGCUGCCCACACCAAUCUGCCAUGGAAUCUACAUGGGCAUCCCCAAAGAUAAAACAAGUGUUGUUCAUACAGACUUUACCGGAGUGGAAGACAACUUGCUCCAAGGCGGGUUUCGAUAUGGCGAAAACAGAAGAGGUACUGUGUAUAUCCCUCCGCGGCCAUUGCUGAACCAUGGCACACAUCGCUACUUGUACUUUGUCAUUGCACUUAGCGAACCUCUUAGCGAGGAGCUGAAGGCGACAAAGGCGUCACGUAAAGAGGUUGCCGCAGCGAUUGAGGGCAAAGUGCUUGGCUGGGGAUCAUGGAUGGGUCAGUGUGAGAGGAAGUGGAAAUAAUGAGAAAGGAGGAUUUUUUUUUACAGAGGACUAUUAAUAGUGAGUGUUUAGAUAUAUAUGUUAGCUGUUGACCAAUGUGGCUGGCUGGCUUGCGGGCUGGUUGGUUGGCAUGUAGAGAGGCGAAUAUGAGAUUAUACUAGCAGCCGAUAUGUGAUUUGCAAUAUACAUAU
Messenger RNA from [Torrubiella] hemipterigena, 885 nucleotides. NCBI's taxonomy places the organism in Eukaryota, Fungi, Ascomycota, Sordariomycetes, Hypocreales, Clavicipitaceae. The record is from the annotation of a GenBank genome assembly.